Messenger RNA from Plasmodium gonderi, 3279 nucleotides. RefSeq lists its product as hypothetical. The coding region runs from base 1 to 3279 and encodes 1092 amino acids. The transcript has a single exon. Lineage: Eukaryota; Apicomplexa; Aconoidasida; Haemosporida; Plasmodiidae. The record is from RefSeq and is a predicted model, not a curated record. Gene Ontology annotation, molecular function: ligase activity, forming carbon-nitrogen bonds; ATP binding. Gene Ontology annotation, biological process: tRNA processing.
AUGCAUGUGCCCAAUUUUUCACUCGUCUUGGGCGUUCUGUAUGGCCUCCUAAACAACCAGUUUGCAGGAUGCGUAAAUCUAAGAAACAUUGCAAAGAGUGGAUUUAAUUUUUUGAAGCCACACUUGGAACAAUGGAGAGGGAAUAACAAUGAUAUGAGUAUAAUGCAUCAAAAUCGUAGAGGCGUGCAGCGCUGGAGGACGAGGAAGGUUCACCUAAAAACGGAGACACAAAUACGUGACAUUGUACUUUACCCCAGCAUGGGGAGAAACGGAAAGGUGGGUAGAGAGAAUUGGGACAUGUCACAAAAGAGUACUGAUUGUAAAAAAAGGUGUGUAGAGAAGAAAGUCAGGAAAGAAGUACUAAAAAAUGUUUGUUUCAGAAUAAAUGAGGAGAGUGAAGAACGUAUGAGAAAAUUAGAUAAACUGAAAAUAAACAACAACAAGUUGGAGAUCAUUCAAAAGAUUGAAAACAAUUUGGAGGGAAGGACAAGGUCUAAUGGCGUUUUUGAAAAUGAUGAAAACAUUCAACUUGUGGAAGCAUACUGGUUAUGCACUUUAAGAAAUAAAUAUUUCUUUUCAUUUUUAAAAAAAAAAAAAAAAUUAAUUUUCAGUGUAAGUUCAGGUGUAGAUUCUCUCUCCAUGCUAUAUUCCUUCCUCUUUGUCAUUUACAAAAUUAUGGUAACAAUAAGGUACAGAGAUUCCCACAGUUACAAGUCGCUUUUAAGAAAAAUGAGCAGUGUAUACUCCUACUCUAAUGAAGAUAUAAAUAAACUGACAAGCAGUAGUGAUGGCAAUUAUGGCAUUCACUUCUUCGCUUCUAUUUUGAGAAAUGUGACGGUCAUAUACUGCAACCACAUGACCCGUGCUGAAUGCAGCAAGGAAAGAAAUUUCUUGAAAAAUAUUUGCAAGAGGCACAAUUUGAGGUUCCGCACGAAGGCACUGACAAGGAGUUGCAUGAACAGGUUAAGGCAAAAAAUGAAAGCAAGCCAAAUGGAAGAGGCGAAACGUGUAGACGCGGAAAAAGGGGAGCCAGAGGAAAACCCACCAAACCGCUCGAACCGCUCGAACCUAUCGAACAAGUGGCAUCACAAAUUGAGGAACAAUUUUCUACAACUGGCAAGAGAGUGGAGGAGAAAUGUAUAUGUAGAUCUUACUAAACAGAUAUGCAAAGAAGACAAAAAUGUGGGACGUCAUACAUGGGAUGUUCUGCACACACAUUUAUACCCCAUCAAAUCGAAUGUGUUCCACGCAGAAGAAAAUGAUAGAGAUUGUCAGAAUCUACCAUAUGCUGAAAGGAGUGACGUGUCGAAUUAUACCUACAGAACAUACCUUACAGAUAUGGACAAUUACAUAAAAUUGACUAAUAAGAAAUCCAUUUCUGAGAUAUUGUUAAUGGGAGAAAAAAGUGGUACUAGAAUAAACACGCUGAGUACAUCUUUGUACAGUUCACUUUUGGGAAUCCCUCGAAUUUAUGCAUCUAAAAAAAUUUGUAAAUAUGUGAAAUCACUCGUAUUUUUAGGACAUCACAAGAAUGACAAUAACGAAACAUUUUUAUUUCAAAUUUUCAGAGGGGCAUUUAUUAAAAAUUUAAGAGGUAUGAAAUACAUGACAAUAUUUAAAAACUGCUUUAUAUAUAGGCCGUUUAUCAAACUAGGAAAAAUUAACCUGUACACAUACAUGCAAAUUAUAAACAAACCUUGGAUGUUCGAUAGGUCUAAUCAAAACCUCUCGCGUUCGAGAAAUUUUAUUAGAAAUAUUGUCAUACCAAAUAUAUCCCUCAUAUUUAAAGACAACGGACAAUCUGCAAAAUGUCUCGGAGGAAUUCCGCUGUCAUUCAGGGGAGGUCAUAACGAGGCGUUCGCCAUUAGUAAUCAGAGUGAUGUCACCUCGACAAGCUCUAACGUGGGAACUGCUUCUAAUGUGAAGACAUCUGCCAACAGCACAGCCAUCGCACCUCUCCAGUUAGCUUCACCACAAGGUGAAGCACCUCCCAAGGAGCUGGAGAAACUCGAAAAUAGCAUAGAAAAUAACACAGAAAAGAAUAAGGAAAAUAACACAGAAAAGAAGAAGGAAAAUAACAAGGAAAAGAACGUAGAACUACGAAACUGCCACGUGUACACAUGUCCCUGGCUUGACAACAGGCUGAGCAAUCUGAUGCAACAAACGAGAGGCUUGGAAAAUCAUUUAAAUUUUUGGAUAAAUUUAUUUACAAUUUACCUGCACAGUAAGUACUACAAGGGUGGUGUUGAAAAGACACAGAUAGGGGAUGAUAACAUAUUUGUCAGAGAAUAUCUGAACAUGCAAAGAAAAUUAUACGAUUCGUUUUUCAUAGCACAUGAUAAUAAAAUGAAUGACUUAAUAGCAAUUAAUAAAAUAAUGUAUGAACAUAAUUUCUUUUUAAAAAUUUUUAAUUUCCUUGAAUUUUUCCUCUUACCUUCCAAAUUCAUCCGUAUGGAAAUUCUGCACAAAAUGGUUAAGAAAUACGCAGGUAUUAGUCUAACAUAUGGUAACAUAGAACGAGUUUACAACUCACUGUACCAGUUUGUGCUUAAGUAUUUGUGCAUGACUGAGGGAAAAGAGACUAUCCAAUUCAGGGAUGUCUCUUCAUCCGAUGGGUCAAAUGGAGAAAUCCAUGGACAGGGAGGAGAAGGUAAAUAUAAUAAAUCAACUCAUUUGGAUUUUCAAACAAAAAAACCAUAUACACAAAAACAGAAGAUACGAGUCAUACAUCUGAACGGAAAGAGCAAAAUCUUAGUCAAUAAAACGUUAUUCAGAAUAGUGAAGAUCAAUCAUGCUGAUGAGAAGAAGGUGAAAAAGAAGCCCCUUUCUAAACUAGGAGAAAGAGGCGCAAAUAUUCACAUCCAGGAUGAUUUAUCAGUAAUGAUUUUGAGAAUAAAUCAAAAAAAUGUAAAAACGGUAGACGGAAAAAAAGGGACAUAUCUAUUCAUCAAGAAAAGAAAAAAAAAAAAAAAAGAAAAAUUCCAAAUAUAUAUUCGUUACUUAAAAAAGGAUGAUUAUAUAUAUGUGGAAAAAAAACCAAUCAAGGCAACAAAAUUUUUAUCCAAUCGUGGUAUUCCAUAUAUAUAUAAGUUUUCCUUACCAGUUAUUCAUAUACCUAAUUUCAAAAAAAACAACCUUCUUUUCUUGUACCUCUUUGAAGAAAUAAACAAUGAUAAUUUUUCCGUUCGAGAAUAUUUGUACAAGAAAAAUCUCCAAAAUUAUUUUAUUUACGACAUUCGAUUUGUUCACACAGACGAGAUCCCUUUCAACUUGUCAUGA